This is a messenger RNA of Pocillopora meandrina, 15840 nucleotides long. Lineage: Eukaryota; Metazoa; Cnidaria; Anthozoa; Scleractinia; Pocilloporidae. The record is from the annotation of a GenBank genome assembly.
CAAGAACAAUUCGUAAGGAAGAUGACUGAUUCAUGUGGCCAUUUUACCUCGCAUAUUCGGUAUUUACGAGCGUUAAAUGGAAUACGUAGGCUAUAGAGUUGUAAGAGGACCCGACUGGAGAUGGGGAAAACAAGAUGGAGGCGAAGGUCAUGUCGGAACGGUGCGAAACUUUGAAAGUAACCAAGAAGUUGUGGUUGUUUGGGACAACGGGACCGCCGCGAAUUAUCGAUGUUCAGGCAUUUAUGACUUGAGAAUUCUAGACAGUAGCCCAACUGGUAAGUUUUCGAUUUUAUACAUGGUGGUAAACUCUAACUACAUUAACCUUUAGUGGAAAUAAAUGUAAAAUUCUCGUGAAAUUAUUGCAAUCGUGAUAUCAUUUUAUUUUCAUUUUCAUUCACAAGUCGCAAACUGAUUUUUUGGAACCGGCUUUCGCUACAUAUCUUGGCUAAUCCGAUCAUGGACUGGUAGAUAAAUGUUGUCAUCCUUUCAUUAGGGUUGAAGUUUUUUGUUAGCUCUGCUAUCCUUUUCUUAUGACGUGUUUAAGUGUGGUCCAGCUGUUUUCUCUCUCAUAUUCUAUUAGUUAAACUUCCCACCUCUUUUUGUGAAAGCGUUCCUGUCGGCGUUUAGUAUCUACAGCACGUUUGGGAGUUUUUUGUUUUAUUUCCAGAUUUGUGUCAGGUUUCCCCUGUAAUUCAUAUUAAAGCGUUAAUCUGCUUUAUUCCAUUUAUGUCAAAAUUUUACAGCUCGAAAUAUCCCUGAAGUUCCCCUUCUGUUUGAAAAGAGGUGUCUAACUUCUAAUUUUUAAAGUAUUGGCUCAUUCAAACAAAAUUGUCGUCAUAGAGAAAGUACUUCUAUCACAAGUGUAGGACUGACUUAAAACAUAAGCUCUUAGCCAGACUUAGAUGACAACCUUACGAAAUUUAUAUAUCCUUUCACCUGGGAAAUUCUAGCAUGGUAGUGUAAUAAAAACAAAAAAUGUAAUUAAAUGCCCAACAACUCAAAGGAUAAAUUUCAUAAGGCAGUAUAAUGACUCAGGGAAAAAGGAAGAAGAUUGCUUGAAGGAACCAAAUCAUGUUUGGUUGUAUUUUCAGAAUGGGAAAAGGAGGGAGUUUAGCAGUAAUCAUGUGAGGGAUUAUAACAAUUGGAUGACCUUUGGAGCAAUUUUCUGAUUUGACAGUCACAAACUUGUAUGAGUUUUCAGACAAUAGGAUGACGUGAAGUCAUGUUAACAAUCAAUCAAAACUAUAAUAAAAGUUAAGGAGGGAAAUGUUGAUUAUUCAAACUUCUUCCUAAAUAAAUACAUGGCAGUUCAGGGCUGUAACUAGCUUUUGAAGUGUUGGAGAAAUCACCCAUAGCAGUGCAAUGCACAGCCAAGUGUCUUGUGACAGCAAUCAAUAUCUUCACCUUUAACAUAUAGUGAACUCAGCCCUGACAGGUUUUAUACAUUCCAACCCAGAAGAUACUGAACCUGAUAGUUUAACAGGGUGCAUCUUUUCACAUCAGAAUAUUUAUUUAUAACAGAGAGCAUAAAUGGUGCACUCCAAUCUUGCAAUUCUUGAUCUCUUGUGUAGACUGUCCUAUGUCAAUGUUGAGUUACAAGCUUUAUAACAUAGAGCAUAAAUGGUGCACUCCAAUCUCGCAAUUCUUGAUCUCUCAUAUAGACUGUCCUAUGUCAAUGUUGAGUUACAAGCAUAAUACAUUCAUGGUCCUGUUGGAGCAAGAAUCAAUCUGCUGAUAAAGAGUCAUGUUUGAGAAUUUUGUAAUAAUUAUAGUUUUCUGUGACAUGUAUGAUAGGUGUUGAAUGGUUCAGACAGUCAAAUUUUUGUUUCAGGUAUAAAACAUGAAGGCAGUAUGUGCGAAGGCUGUCGCAUGCAACCUAUAUAUGGGAUGAGAUGGAAAUGUGCUGACUGUCAAAACUAUGACUUGUGUAGUGUGUGUUACCAUGGAGACAAACAUCACUUGCGGCAUCAGUUCUACCGGGUUUGUGGACCUAACUCGGAGAGGUACAAUGUCAUGUUGUCUUGGAUAAUUUUCAAACUUUAAGUCUGUUGGUAGUACAGUAGUAUAGCUAAAAGUUUUCCUUAUUGCACUUAUACUGAUUUCCUCCUGGUUCAAUUUGAAAUUUUCUCUGUUCCAAGACAAUCACAAUAGCAUUGUAAGUGGAACAAAGACAAAUUAAUAAAAGUAAUUCAAAUUAGUUUGAAAUCUUGUUGAUCUUUUAAACUGCAUCAGGUACAUUAUCAAGCACAUGCAUGUUAAAAACUUCUUAAAGAGAUGAUUUCAUGUUAAGCUGGUUUUUGUAAGUUUGCUUUUUGUUUGAUGUUAUAAAACCAAAACCAAGUGUGUCCUUACAGCUAACUUGUUGAAAGGAACAUAACACAAGGAGAUACUUGUCAUGAGAACACAAAGUGAACAUAUUAUGCAAUAGUUGAAAGUGAAACAAAUACAAUCCAGAUUUCUUUUGCGCUUAAUCAUCGCAGAAAGCCCAGGUAAUUGAUGUUAUUGUCUCUCUUUGCUUAUUCCUAGAGUACUUUGUGAAGCAAGGAGAAAAAGCAAAAAAAUUACUGCCAGAGGGAUAUUUCCAGGAGCUAGGGUUGUUCGUGGAGUUGAUUGGCAGUGGGAAGAUCAAGACGGUAAAAAAUUUUAUGUGUGUAACUGUCAACUGUUGUAUGCAAGAGUACAUAAGUGUAUAGGCCAAUUCAAAGAAUGCUAUGAUACAAAUUAAUGCACAGGCUAAACCUAACCUGGUGUACAACUACUACUGAAGUCUCCUUUGUUAGAUUUUUAACACAUAGCAUUUCAGGGUGCUUGACUGUAUAAAUACAAAAAGCUAAGCAUAUUGUUCAGUUGAGAAAACUUAGAAACAUUAUCAGUUUCUGCCAAGGCAAGUGGUAGGGUAAUGUAGGCCUUUGAACCAAAAAAUCUCAGCAAGAAAAGUAUAUUUUAGCCAGAACUAGUGCCACUGUUUAGUACAAAAUUGAUCUUAGGUUUGCAGAUUAUCAACAGUUUGAAGCAUUGCAUGGGGAUUUCAUCUCGAGAACCAUAAACAUCCAUUGGAAGAAUCAAGGGUACAUUAAAUGCACCUUAACUCUCCCAAAACUAUGUAUUAAAGUGUAUUAUCCUAUUACAUGUACUCUUAACUGAUAUGAAAUGCGCUUUCCUUACCUAGGUGGUCCUGGUCGCCGUGGAAAAGUAACAGAAGUCCAAGAUUGGAGUACGUCAAGCCCUCGUAGUGCUGCUUACAUCUUGUGGGACAAUGGAGCAAAGAAUUUGUACAGACUUGGAUUCGAAGGCAUGGUAUGUAAUUUGAUGUCAUUUAAAUGUGCACUGGUUUGCUAAUUCCUUAGUUGUAACAAAGUGCAACUACUUUAUUUCAUGUAAACUAGCUGUCAGCUCCCUUUCAACAGUGAUUUCAUUUCUCCCUCUCCAGGCUGACCUCAAAGUAAUAAGUGAUGCCAAAGGAGGAACAUUUUACAGGGAUCACCUGCCAUUAUUAGGUAUUUCUGUCUGAAUUAUUAACCCUUUAUAUCCUAUCAUCAGUAUGCAUAUUCUCCAUACUGCUCUCUAUACAUGUCUUAAGGUUCUGAACAGGAGAAUUUGUUUAACAGUCAAGAGUUCUUUAGUUGUUGAUCAUUUCCUUUGUUCUUAUGACCUUAAUGUUUGGUUCAUGGGUGACAUUAUAAGGAGAAAUUAGAUGCCAAUCACUCUUAGGAAUUAAAAGGUCAAGGGUCUUAUUUUAUAUAUUUUUAAAAAAUCUAACAUAUGAGCUAGGCAGUUCAUACAGUGAGUGUAAAUCCUCUACCACUGAAUGGGAUUCUGGUCAAGACUGGGUCAAAACUCUCCCCUCAUACCCCCCCCUUUUUUUGUAAGUUUUUCCUUGCAGUUUGGUGGUAAAAGAUAUUUCUGGAUAGUGAGCAAACACUAUGAAUUGAUAUAGAGGGCCAAAUGCCUAAGUUAUUCUCAGUUGGUCCAAAUCAAGGAAAUCUGUUACUGCAAGGGUUUAGUAUGAAGUCAGAAAAUAAUCUUAGAGAAAAUUUCAUGUCAAUAUUAUGAACUGGCCUUUGGUGAGAUAUGAUGUAGGUUCCAGUGAAAAAUGGGGCCCACAAAUCAUAUUGUGUGAGUCAGCCUGUUCAUCAAUCUCUAUCAUUGUACUCAGGGGAUACCAGACCAGCAAGUCGUGCGACAGGUCAGGGGUUACAGAUUGGAGAUCAAGUCACUGUUGACUUGGAUCUUGAGAUUGUGCAAUCAUUGCAGCAUGGGCAUGGAGGCUGGACAGAUGGAAUGUAUGAGGUAAUGGGAAAAUUUCAAUCCUGAAAAAUUUCUCUAUUUUAGUCUACAGUCAGUUCAAGAAUAGUUUUAAUGGUAACCUACACUUUGCAUACUUAAGCAUGGAUGUAUGCUUUGCAGUUAUAUUUAUUAGACUAGAUGGACAGUGAUGAUUGAUAAAUAAAUGAAUGUCAUGCCAGGGUAUGAUGUGUUGGUGUAUUUCUCCUCAAUUACCUUUCUUGCAUUUUUUGGCAGACUCUCACAACUCCAGGAACAGUGGUUGGAAUUGAUGAGGAUCAUGAUAUUAUGGUCUUAUAUCCUACAGGCAACAGGUAAAACACUUUUUUAUCACUGGACUGGUGUGAACUACUGUGCAAAAUGAACAGCAACUGUUGUUGAAUCAGAUUGAAAUUUGAUUCUUCAGCAAUAGACCACAAUUUCUAUCAGUUUACCAGAUGUUGUGGGGAACCUUUUAAGUGUUCUCCCAACAUCCCAAGUGGGUUGUUACGCCAGGAAACCCAUAGAAAAUGUGGCCAGAAUCAUUAACUGCCUAUAGAAAGUAACCCUCAAUUUUCUAUGGGUAAAAUUAGCAAUAGGUUUUUGACUGAUUAAGGUGUCUGUAGUUUUUCAGUUAUUUUAUACAUUAAAGUUUUUAUAAUUGCCAUCAUGAUGACUUUUAAUCGGAGUGAAGGAAAAGGUGAUUUAUUUUACAAGGAGGUUUUUUGUCUCGGAAAGAUAGCUUGUAAUCACAAUUUAGUGUUAGAAAUGUGAUUUACAUGAUUAGGAAGUAAAAGGACUGCAGAAUUUUGGUGAUGAAUUUGGAAAAUGCUGUAAACAUAAUAUUAACUGUCCCUUGUUCCAUUGUUUCUGUCAUGCAGUGAUAGACUUUUUACAACUUAUUUUGUAGAUGGACAUUUAACCCAGCAAUUUUGACCAAAGUGAUCGGUACCUCUGAGACUUUAGACAGUACAAUAUCUCUCUCUACCACUACACCUUCAUCUCCCACUGCUUCUGGACCCAGUGCAGUGUCAGGGUCUGGUGCCACCACAACAGGAGCAGGGUCAUCCUCUCAGUUUGUUGUUGGUGACUUGGUGCAGAUAAGCAGUGAUGUUGACAAGGUUAAGAUGUUACAGAGAGGACAUGGCGAGUGGGCAGAGGCAAUGCUACCUGUGAGUUAUUGUUACUCUCACCACUUUUUAAUAUAUUAAUAAAUGGAAUUAACCUAGUUAACAGCUUGGAGAAAAUAUGGUCAGUAUUGUUUUCAGGCAUUUGGUUUGUGUCUUGGCCAGCUGUCAACUUUCAUGCAGUGUUUGUUGUGUUCUGUAGCAUUUGCAGUAGUACUGUGGUUGUUGGGGCCCUGAGGCUGUCCUUGUCCAGCAGUAUACCUCAGUGCAUGUGUUGUUUUACUAUGUGCUAGCAUUGUGUUCACUUUUCUAUAGCAUGGCGUUGUUGUCCUUGAGAAUAGCUGUUCUCUGCAUCCCCCCCAACCCCAGCUGCAGGCUUAUGUUUAUUUAUUAAUGUUUCAUGUAUUGAUUCAUUUAUUUAUUUACAUUUCCUCCACUGAGCCAAUUGGCUCAGUGUGAUGGGUGCUCAUGGGGCUUGGUGCAGGGGGCUUGUGGCUGGAUUGCUUGUUGGGCAGGCCAGUCAGGUGUUCUAGUACCUAGGGGUGCUACUGGUGUUGCAGCCCCUUAGGCCCCUUGAGCACCUAACUUCCAUUUGUGACUUGGUUCAUUAAUAUUGGUAAAAUUGUCAUUUGUAUUUUGAUUGGUGAGGGGCGUCUUGGAUUAUUUGGUGAUAUUAGACAAACUCAAGCGACAUUUCAUUAAUCAUACUGAAUCUCUCUGUUUCAUCUUCCAGACUCUUGGCAAGGUUGGCAGAGUGCAGCAGAUUUACCAUGACAAUGACCUGAAGGUUAGUUACUGUGUUACCUCCAACCUUUUUAAAGUGAAUUGCUCUAAAGUUAGAAGUGUAAGGGUUAAGUAAUGGCCUUGGAUAUGGUUUCAUGAGAGCAGCUGUCAAUUGAGUAUUGAAAGUGAUCCUUGUUUGCUUUGGUUUCCCUUUACUUUGCACUGGAAUUGGCCCAGAAAACUUACGCCACCAUCUCAACCAAUCAAGAAAAUCAAAAUUUUAAUCAAAACUGAAACCAUUGACUAUUGUCUUUGUUUUUUUUUGUUGAUUGUGAUUACUUUGGUUUUGUUUUUUCAACAAUCACUUAAAAACUGCUGUAAAUCUCUAAUUUUUUUAGAUGGGUUCUGCUCACUGACUAGACAAAAUGCUGGGGAGGAACUUGUGCCUGAAUAUGGCAUCUAAAUUACGUAAAUUUGCAAGAUAUUGUUGGUGUUACUUUUAACUUACUUUAUACUUUGAAAGAAGUUACUCAUUACAAGUGUGAUGUGCAUCAGGUACAUGUGCUGUGUAUUAUGUAGUCUUGGAGAGGUUAACUCAAACCAUAUCUAUAAGUUUUUUUUCUAUUGGACUUGUUGUAAAGUUUCACUCUGACCCUUUUGAAGUAGAGUAUAGUCGUGUUGAUUUGAAACUUGGGGAAGGGGAGGGGGAGGUAGCAGAAGGGUUUUAGCUACCAGCAUAAAGAUUUUUAUUGAACUGUGUUUUUUGUUGUUUUGUAGGUAGAGAUCUGUGGAACAUCAUGGACCUAUAAUCCAAUACUUGUCACAAAAGUGGCAUCCACAACUGACUCUUCUUCCCUGGGGGCAUCAGCUGGAGGUAUUAACUCUUUCACCCCCAAGAUCUCAAUAGUAAUUCUCUAAUUCUCCUAACUGUUUGCCAUACACUGCUUAUGAUGUUAAUUCAGAGAAUUUGGUAUUGGAUCGACUUGUUACUCUCCUAAUUGAUAUUUUUCUUUAUUCUCAUCAAUCGUCUGCUUAAUAUUGUAAUGAAAUUGUGAGGAGAAAUUCUGUCUUGGUCGCUCAUGGUAGUGAAAGGGCUCAUUGCAUGUGUUAGUGGUAAUGUGUGUCUUUUCUUGUGAUCUGCAAAAAUGCCUUUUUAUGGAUAGGAACCCAAGCCUUUUUUCCUUACACAUAAAUUUACACUUCUGUAACAAAAGUUAUCUAAAGGAGAAAGAGAAACCAAAAUUUUAAUUCUAAUUUUUGCUAAGAGGCAGAGCAAAUUGCAAUUGAGUGUCAUCCAGGAAUGCUUUGGCUUUGCAUUACUCUGUGAUUGGUCCAAAGAACUUGCACCAUCCUCCAAACCAAUCAGAAGCAAAACAAAAAUUUAAACCAAUCCCUUUGUCAUUUCCUGGUUGCUUUGCAAUUUCCUGGUCACUUUGUGAUUUCCUGGUCGCUUUGUGAUUUCCUGGUUGCUUUGUGAUUUCCUGGUUGCUUUGUGAUUUCUUUGGUUUUAAUUUUGUUUUUGACAGUUGAUUGAAAACUGCUCUAUAGGGUAUGAUAAAGGAUGUAUAAGGUUGACUAGAAUGUAAAUCAACUCCAGAAAUUGUUGGCUGUUAUGCAAGUUUGGAGAUAACUGUACGUGAUCAAUGUUCAUGGCACUUAGGGUUUAAAAUUCUCUUCAUCUUGUAGCUGAGAGGUUAUCAGCCCUUUUGAAGAAGCUGUUUGAGACACAUGUACCGGGCGAUGCGGUAGAGGAACUAGUCAAGGCUGCCGCCAAUGGGGACUCUCAAAGAGUUGAAGAGCUUCUGCUCAAAGAGGAUGCCAAUGUAAGAACUUUUCAAAUUUUCCAGUAUCAAAUGGUUGAUCUUGGGUGAUUGGAGGGCAGAGGGUUGAUGUCUGAGUUUUUUAUCUAACAAAAUACACAGUCGUUUAUUCAUCACUUCACGGGUUUAUUUGAAACCAACAGUAAUCAGCUCUCAGUUGGCCUUUUUAGCUCAGUUGGUAGAGCACUGCACCAUCGCUGUGGUCAUGGGUUUAAAUCCUGUAUAGGCCUUAUUUUUUUUUCAGGCCAUAUUUUCACUACUGCUAUAGUAGUGUUCAUUAAUGCAAAGAUCGCUUUCGUAUUCACAUAAACUUCUUUGUUGAUUAGAUUUAAGGACUUUUAAAUUUAAAAAGGGUACGGACAUAAGAAUGUUAGCACGCAAAGGCAAUAUCUUAUAGCUGUUUGUUUUCUAAUUUCUCGGCCACUUGUCUGUUGGGUCUUGUUUUUCUUCUCUCAUAAGAUAUUUGAUGUCGAUCUUGCCAUUAUUGUCUAAUGCCCUCUUUGUGGCUUGUGAUCAGGUUAAUGGCGUAUUUGCUGGGCACACAGCUCUCCAAGCUGCUAGUCAGAAUGGUCACGAGGAUACAGUCAGAGUUCUCAUAAGAUUUGAUGUGGACCUGGAGGCCGAGGUAAAUGCAAUGUAAAUGUAUCUGAAUUAAUGUCAAGUUUCGUGUGAGUAGACAGAGUAAGAGAGAUCAUUAACAAUGAGAUGUUUUUCGUCAAGAGGAGAAAACGAUUAUCGAGCCUAAACUUUACCAUCUCUUUCUUUUAUUUAUUCAUGAGAAGAAGACGAGAAAAAACAACUUUCUGUAACGUCAGCUCUGUUGUUGUCUAAAGAAGAUUUGAUAUCUAAAUCAUUGCGAUAACCAUCGCUUUUUUUUACUUAAUGGUGAACCCUUCGGCCCCUGAAAAUGACUAGCAUCUAUUUUCUCCCAAAAUUAUCCUGCUGAAUCAAACAUUAAGGUCAUGAGAAUAAAGGAAAUGAUCGGCGGCUUGAGGAGCUCUUGAUUGAUAAACAAAUUCUCCUUGUCAGUACCAUAGGAAAUGUAUAGAGAACAGUAUGGAGAAUAUGAAUGUGGAUGUCUGGGAGUAAAGGGUUAAACCUUUUACUCUCAAGAUCUCACAAGUAAUUCUCCUUACUGUCUGUCGUUUGAUUCUUGUGAUGAUACCUGGGAGAAUUGGUAUUAGAUCAAUUACUUGCUCCAUUAUAGAUAUUUUUCUUCAUUCUUUACACUUUUCCGUUUGAUAUUGUUUAGAUAUUGUAAGGGGAAAUUCUGUCUUGGCUACUCAUGGGAGUUAAAGGGUUAAAUGAUUUUUUCUUGUCAAUGUCAGGACAAAGAUGGUGACCGUGCUAUCCACCACGCGGCGUUUGGAGAUGAGGCGGCAGUCGUGGAGCAGCUGGUCCGUGCCGGAAGUGACAUGAACGCGCGAAAUAAACGCCGUCAGUCACCCCUGCAUGUGGCUGUCAAUAAAGGACACACAGGGGUGGUGAAGAGUCUUCUUGCUUUAGAGUGUCACCCUAGCCUGCAGGUGAAGGAAGUUUUGAUAUUCUCUUGUUAUAUGAGCCAUAGUAUUCAAAGCCCUUGGUAAAACAAUUAAUUACUUAGCGUAGUUGUCGAUAGAAGUAAAAUGGAAGUAGAUGGUGUAACGAAACUUUUAAAUCUUUUUGUGGUGACAAAUUGUGAUCUUGAUAAAGCGACUGUAACUUAAUUCCAGUGUAAAACGCGUUUAGAACUCUGACAUUUGAAGCGUCUCUCAGGUAACCUGAACUACUCUUUAAAAAAUAUUUCUGUCAAACACUAAUUGUUGGCAUGGAGUUUCAUUUUAUUGUUCAAUUUAAAUUAAAUUAUCUAUAGUAUCUAAUAAGCCAGCUUUUUCUGAAACUUUUAAAUUUUCUUCAACGUUAGGAUACCGAAGGAGACACGCCGUUACACGAUGCCAUCUCUAAAAAGCGUGACGAUAUGGUCACGAUGCUAUUAGAAGCUAACGCUGACGUGACAGUGGCUAAUAAUAAUGGCUUCAAUGCUCUGCACCAUGCUGCCCUGCGUGGGAACCCAAGGUAAAUUGAAAUGGCUUUUUCUCGAACCAAUCGCUGCGUAGCAGCUAGUGCGAUUAACCAAUGAGAAAGUGAAGUGGGGAAGCGGGGGGCAAGCGAGGGAAAGUCGUGGCGUGCCCAGGGUAAAUUCAACAUGUCUCGGGCUUUCUCAACGUACAAAAACGGAAAUUUCGACCGCGAGUGAGAGUACUCCUGCGAUAAGACAUGUGAUGUUUAUUUAACCGCGUAGCUCCCAGAAGUGUUUAACAUGCAACUUCUCCCUAUAAUAUGCAUACCGUACACUAAACAGCAAACAGAGAACACUCUGCUUGCUGUAAAAUGCUGGUAAUGAUAACGCUCAAACUUGUUGGGUGGAAGUUGUUAUCUUGAUCUAACACCAAAUUCUCGUAAUUAAUUUGUAAAGAAAUGUGUAGGAGCUGGAUGGGAGAAUUAUCAUACAGAUGUUGGGGAUUAAAGGAUUAAAUACCUUAGUAGAACAAAGAUGAUCGAAAUUAGACGACGAACUUUACAGUUUAAACCGCAUUUUCCCAGCUACAAACCUCUUCCUGCAGAAGAUCCUGGGACAACUUAAAAUGAAUCUACUUGUUAUGUGUUCCUCGUGUUUAUUCUUAAUUUUAAAUGUUUGUAGUGCAAUGCGUAUCCUCCUCACCAAGCUACCACGUCCAUGGAUUGUCAAUGAGAAGAAGGAUGAUGGGUACACGGCUCUUCAUCUGGCCGCACUCAACAAUCACGUGGAAGUCGCCGAGCUGCUUGUCAAACAGGUUCGUUCGGUUUAUAUUUUCUUGAUUUAAAAUAGUCCUCAAUUUACUAACACUAAGCUAUAGGAAUUGCUGAUCCCCGCAGUAUACAGAAUGCCUGUCAUUGGUCAAUGUAGCUCAGUAAGUGAGCAUCUUAAGGCGUGGGAUUCGAUAUCCUCGUGGGGAGUCAGAUUUUUUCUCUCUUUGUUUAGAUAUACAACUGUUUACAAUUACCUGUUGUGCGUAGUUUUUGUCGGAUUAGGUGGUAUAACGGUAACAGGCACCAUAAGCAGGCCGAUAUUCCUAACCGCACUUUCCUCGACUAGGGUUCUCUAGCCCUGAGGGCUAGUGCUAUAUAACUUGCUACAGUGACCUGUGGUACGAAAAUCUCUGAGAGAGAGAGGUGUACAUUUCCCAUGGUACUUACAAGUACAAGGAGAGUUUGUUUAACAAUCAAGAGGUUCUUGAGUUGGCGAUAAUUUCUUUCUACUCUCGUGACCUUAAUAUGUGAUUCAGGGGUUGUACUGUAAGGAGAAAUUAGAUGCUAAUCACUUUCACGGGUCAACGGUUUAAGUAAGUAUUACUCGGCGUUGGGUGUUUCCAGGCAUUCACAAGUACCAAUUAUUUAGCAAAGGUUAAGUCUAUUUUCCUUUCUUUAUGUUUGUAGGCAAAAGCAAACAAAGAUAUUCAGAAUACGAACCUUCAAACGCCGCUCCACUUGGCUGUAGAAAGGCAGCAUACACAGAUUGUCAGAGUGAGUACGAAAUUAAACUAAACUUAUCGCAGUUGAGUUAAGUAUUGUCUUUUCUCUUUAAAACGGACAUCGAAGGGAAGAGAAAAAGGCCAGAACAAGUGGACGAAACUAACGUACAGUAGGCCAUCUGUUUAUAUGUAUUUGUUCUUUUUUAUUUGGUUGUAGUCAGUGGUUUGAAAAUAAGGUUAUGUAAGUGUCAUUUAACUAACAAUGGGGAUCAUAUCGACCAGUUGACUUUUUGUUCGCAAUGAGAAGAGUCGGUGUUAAUUUAUUAACUUCGUCAUAUUUCCGUAUCAUGUACAAAUUUAUGUAUUUUACAAUAUAGACUUCAGUACUACUGCAUUUUCCCUCAGUCUCCAAUGACUUGUUGAAAAUUUUUCGUGCUUCUUUUCUGUAAUUUCUCUCGUCGCAUCUUACUCGCGAAGGUCUUUUGUUGAUUGUUAGAUCACCUGCGCGUCAAACUAUUACUCAUUUCGUUUAUUGGCCAAUCUUUGCUGUUCCAUAUUUGGUACUCUGACAGUUAAUAACUCACCUUUUUGUGUGGAUUUCCCUACAACUUCAACGUAACCGAGAAGCCAGGUUAAUUUGUACGACGCCUUUUGUUUACGAUAGCUUCUUGUACGUGAAAGUGCCAAGUUGGAUGUCCAAGACAAGGACGGCGACACUCCCCUCCAUGAGUCUCUCAGACACCACACGCUGUCACAACUACGACAGCUACAGGAUAUGCAAGAUGUCGGCAAGGUAACACGUGUAAUUUUUCCUGCUACAUGGAGGACCUCAAAGAAUGCUUGUUCAAAACAUCUGAACGCUCUUUCCAAAAGUUCUAUCUUUUUUAAUUUCUUCAAUUUAUUUUUAGACAGGGUUCAACAUUGCAUAGCAGUCUUGUCUCAUCUUGCCCAUGAAACAGGCUGUUAAAGCAUCUUCAGCAAUCACCACGGUGCUUUUUUAGUAUGGGAAGGUUAAAAAGGCUGAUUUGAAUUACUAACACAGUGAUACUGGAGGAAUAUUCCUAAAUAUGGGAAAGGAAAUUUAGAUUUUUUUUUUGAGGUCAAGUGCUCUUUUCUUGAUUCUUUUCGGCGAGCACUAAGUUUGUGCGAUAGUUAACGAGAGCAAAUUAUUUAUUAGCUUCUCAGGUUUUGUAUGGAAUGAUUAGAUCCAUCGGUGGUAUUUGGAAAAUUUGCCGAUUCAGAGCUGACCAUGUGGCCUUUCGGGGGAAGUAGACGAGGAGGCGUUACUUCUAAUAAAUAGAUUUUCGACAUGUACCACUGUAUUUGUACAUCGUGUGAUGGAAGUGAUUCUUCCUUUUCCAUUUCUAGCUUCUUAUGGGUUUGGGAACACAAGGUGCCGAUAAAAAGAGCAGUGCAUCAAUCGCCCUCUUCCUGGCCGCUAAUGGAGCCGAUCUGAAUGUAAAGAACAAAAAGGGACAAACUCCUUUGGAUCUCUGUCCUGAUCCUCAUCUCUGCAAAGCUUUGGCUAAAUGUCAUAAAGAACGGUCCAGGUAAGAACGGAACCAAAAUAUGGAGCAUGAGUGGUCUAACGAAACAAACACCUAAAGAAUGGGAACUUGGUUUUUUGUUUGUUUUUUUUCAAGGGAACGAGUCAUUUCUUAGACAAAGUUUCAUUUUCAUUCUUUUAUCUAUCAUCAUUUUUAACAGUAGCAAUCAAAAGAACAAUGCAAACGCUACCAUACUGGCGGACGUCGAUGAGAACGAAGGACUAGACGAAUGUAUGGUGUGUUCAGAUAUGAAGCGUGACAUGCUGUUCGGGCCGUGUGGUCACGUGGCUACUUGUUCGCUGUGUUCUCCGCGUGUGAAGAAGUGUCUUAUGUGUAAGGAGACUGUGCAGUCAAGAACUAAGGUAUCUACAAACUUCGCUGUCUGGUUUGUCACGCUAGCGUUGCAUUGAGAGAAUGCCGUCGAUGUCACGCAAUGACGUGGCGCUACUUGUACAUGACUGAGAGAAAGAUGGUGGUAAUCAGGAAUUGAAGAUUGGGUUUGUUUUAUUGGCUAUGUGAAUGGUCUACAAAUCACGAGUCAUCCUCUCGACUAAUCAGAUCCAACAGUGAUACCUACUGCGUCUGAGAAACCCGCGUUUUCCCGCGCUUUAGGCAGUUUACUUAGUUUUUUCUGCUUUAAGUUCUCAUUUGCUAUUCUUUGUGUAUUCUGGUUGGCCGUACGACACUCAAGCGAAAAGCGUCCUAAGACUUUCCCGUGCUCUUGUAAUACUUUACUUGCCGUGUCAUUUUAGAUCGAAGAGUGUCUCGUCUGUUCAGAAAAGGUUGCAAGAGCGCUGUUUAAACCCUGUGGACACAUGGUGGCCUGUGAAAGUAAGUAUUAUUUUAUUAUUAUUCAUUAUUAUAAUUUUUUUUACAUUGGAAUGCUUAUGUCUCUUCUUGUCGUUAAGGCUGAAAAUGGUUAUAUAUCGUAUUUCCUUCUCUGUAGGGGCAAUAUUGUCCCGAGUCCUGCGCAGAAAGACUCUAGAAAGCUUAAUGUGCAACUAACCUCUCCGGUAACAUUUUAUAAAACGUGUACCCCUGAUGCUAUUUUAGGGAUCUUUUCAUACGCCAAGUUUUUCAACCAGUGGACAAAAGACAUACGUAUUUGAAGCUGCUCGUUUUGAUGUAAUGUAAUUGUUUCUUUAGAUUGUGCUGUAUUGAUGAAGAAAUGUGUGCAGUGCCGAAACCAAAUCGAAGAGUCUAUACCGUUCAUUGUGUGCUGUGGUGGAAAAGGUUAGUACAGUUGUUCAGUUUGCUGUUCAUCUUCUAAGAGUGUUGUGCAAAGUAAACCACCGCGUUCGAUAAUCCAGGGAGAACACGUUGGAUCAAACUGGUGAUCCAUUGAAAAUAGAAAGACAGAAAGGCUGGUAUGUCCGGUCAAAGGAUACUACAAAAAUUUAAAACUUAAGUUCUGUUUAGUGUCGGUCUCUGCUUUUAGAUUCCUCAAUGUCUUAUCAAGAAGAUAUUCUCCUUUUCAUGUGUCCCUCGAUCCUCCCAUUCUUUUGACCAUUUUUUCCGCUUUCUCGAUAUUGACCAUCUACGCUUCUUCUCUAUAGGAUGAUCUUACAAAUGUUCUUUUUUCUUAACUGUGUUCUUUUUUGUUUUACUGUAGCCGCACCCGCGACACAAACAAAAUCAAGUGGUAAACCUGAGAUUAAUCAACAAGAAUUCACUCAAUUGCAGCAACAACUCCAAGACAUGAAAGAACAGGUGAUUUGUAAUUUUCUGCUUCGAUUAUCAGCCAAUCACAUAGAUGAAUAUAACUUCGAUCAGGCGCGUGAUCUGACCCACGUGACUUUUCCCGCGCUUGGUACGGGUUCCGAAUCAAUCUCUCCUAGAAGCGCGAUCCUUUUGGUCAGCAUCAUUGAUCUCAAUGUUCUGGUUCAAACCGUUGAAAGUUUGCGCAGACGCUUGUUUUCUUUUGUAUUUGCAUGCUGUCUGUUCUGCCAGUCAUUCAGAUGUUAGAAACAUUUUGGUUUGUCCGGUGCUUCCGACAUCUUUUGCGCAGAACAUGGAUAACGAAAGGUCCAGAAAAGAGAUUGACUGCGUCUUGUUUGUAUCGCAUAUUUCUGGUAAAUCUACGCAUGUAAAUUCUAAUCGCUGCAUGUUUUUUAAUUUAUUUAUCUAUUUAAUUAUUUUUCUCCUAAGACGCUGUGUCCUGUUUGCAUGGACCGAAAGAAAAACCUUAUAUUCUUAUGCGGUCACGGCGCAUGUCAACUGUGUGGAGACCGAAUGCAAGAAUGUCCAAUGUGUCGAAAGACUGUGGAAAGAAGAAUUCUUCUGUUUUGAUAGCAAAACAUUUUAAAGAAACUCUUAACGGAUUUUUUUGGAAAAGCGAGUCUGACAAUUUUCUGCGGGAGGAAUACAGUAUAGACGUGCUUGGACUUCAGAAAAUUAGGAGCACAAUGUUUAUGCCAUGGAAAAGGAAGUCACCGUCGUGAAUUACGGCAACAAACAGGAUCUUUAUCUUUCGCUUUUUUCUUUGAUUAGUCUCGCUUAAGCCUUAAGAAUCUGAAUAUGUACGGAAAUUAGAGAUCAUAAACAAAUAUUGUAAUUGUUUGCAACGUAAUAGCAGACACGAUCAGUUUGCUCAUAUGGCUGUUAAAUGCGCUCGAUAGACUACGGAGAAGCUAUCGAGGAAGAGCAGUCGCAGCCGACUCAAGCGGUAAAAAAGGACCCCGAGCGUAUUAAAAGAGUACAAACAAUCAAUUCAAAACCUAGCUGUUGAAGAAGCAGUAGUUCCGAAACGCAGGGGUUGUGACAAUUUUUGAAACUUCAUAAACGCUACUCUUUUCUCCCACGCUGCUUCAAAUAUUGCGUGCGCAUUUGGGAGGCGGUGCACGAUACCUAGUUUAAUUUGAUUGGGCAA